Messenger RNA from Erythranthe guttata (spotted monkey flower), 1062 nucleotides. RefSeq names its product nudix hydrolase 16, mitochondrial. Gene Ontology annotation, molecular function: hydrolase activity. Gene Ontology annotation, cellular component: cytoplasm; nucleus. NCBI's taxonomy places the organism in Eukaryota, Viridiplantae, Streptophyta, Magnoliopsida, Lamiales, Phrymaceae. The record is from RefSeq and is a predicted model, not a curated record.
AAGAAAAAAAACAAAAAUAUUAUUUCCCCAAAAACAUGCUCCGAUUCUGUUGCUUUUCUCCCAUCGGUUAAUUUUCUUUUUACCGAUUGCGUGAAAAUAAUGCGAAGAAAUAUUUUGCCCAUUUUCGGAGUUGUUGUUCUAAGAUGGAUUAUUGCUUCGUUUUCAUGAAUCGAAAGGGUUUCCGCCUCUGAUUCGUGUGUAUAUAUAUACACAUACACGAAGAGUGAAAAAUAUUUUCGGAAUUUCGUUUAAAUUUUGUUUUUUUGGAAUAAAUGUCUGAAUUGGUGGCUCGUACUGGCCGGCAUCAGCAGCGCUACGAGGAUGGUUACCGCCUCAUUGCUGGGUGUAUUCCCUUCAAAUAUACGUAUGUGGAAGAUGAUGAAUGUGGGACAUCGGAGAAGAUCGUUGAAGUACUAAUGAUCAAUUCAACUAGUGGACCUGGUCUUCUAUUUCCUAAGGGUGGAUGGGAGAACGAUGAGACAGCUGAUGAGGCAGCAGAAAGGGAAGCCAUGGAAGAGGCUGGAGUUCGAGGAGAUUUGGUGCAUUUCUUGGGAUGCUAUUCUUUCAAGAGCAAGACACUGCAGGAUGAGUACAGCCCAGAAGGUUUAUGUAGAGCUGCCAUGUAUGCUUUGCACGUGAAUGAAGAACUCGAGUCGUGGCCUGAAAAAAGCCACAGAGAAAGAAGUUGGCUGAAAAUCCCGGAAGCUAUUGAAUGCUGCCGACACGUCUGGAUGAGAGAGGCUCUUGAGAAAGGAUUCUCCAAUUGGUAUAACGAUGGUAUGGUCACUACUUUGCCCAAAAAGAGGUCCCCUUAAUUAGUUCGUCGUAUAAUUCAGUACUGAGAUUUUUUAGAAAUUCAUCUGGUAAUGGUACCGUUUUCUUCGGACAUAUUUUGGUGCCGUUUCUCUCGGUUUUUUUUUUUUUAGUUGAUUAGGAAUUGGAAGUAAGAUGGAAAUCCUUGUGUUGUUUUGGGUGGUUGAAAGUCUUUGGUGGACAAAGACCUACUUUUUAAUUGUGAACUUCUCUGUUUUGAAAGAAUCACAAGGAUGCAUAUUGCCUGUA